GCGUAGUAAACGGUUUCGCGAGAUCAGUUUUGAAGGAGAAUCAUUUCAGCUAAAAGAUUUUUUAUUCGCUAUUACUCUAUCUCGCUCGAACAAUUUUGAUUUCAAUUUGUUGAUUGUUUGCGAAUCGUUCAAAUUACGUAUGCUGAUGAAAUGUGUGUGUUUGCUGUAUGUAUCGGUAAAGUGAGUAAUAUUAAACGCACUUUCAACGAAGUCAGUAACGAAAUCUUUCACCAAUCAAACAACCUCAGCCAACAUCAAACGAUAUUAUACACUGUUGCUAUUUCUAUAUAUACAAAAUAAAUAUAUAUGUACAGAAAGUGAAGGAAAAACAAUCACAAAAAAAAGAAGAGAAAAAUCGGAAGAGCAACAACAACAAAUUCUACAUGGGUAUUCUGUUCGAUGUAGAUGGAGAACCACAUCAAAUUAUUGAUUUACAUGUGCAUUUAUUUUGAAGUCAAAUGAAAAAGAGCAAACAUGUUCUAUGAGUUAAAUGAAAUGAGUGAUGAUUUGGUGAAUUUAUUACAAUUGCCGACUCAAAUCUAAUUGUACAGAUUAUGUGUGCGUGAAAUUAAUUCGAAAAAUCCAAAGAAAAAGCAGCUACACAUACUCAAUAUUUUGUGCUACAACAACAAAUAAGUAAAAAAACAACAAUAUUACAAAAGAAAUAUAAUAAAACGUCGAAAAUACACACUCGGAAAAGAAAACCGAAAAUACCAACAACAAAAAAAACACAUAUCUGAACAGAAAAAUAUAUCACCAAUUUAGCGCUACAUACAACAAAGAACGAGUAAGGAGGGAGAGACAGUGGCAAUCACGACGUAAUUACGUCAACAAUAAAUACAAAAAAAGAUUUCUUCUUGGUUUUUUUGUAUAUGUCAUUAUUCGCUGCCGAAGUGGAGUAGGCAGCAUUGGAUGAUGGUAUUCUUUGCAAUUCUAUCAGCUGUGUUUAAUGUUCCGGUACUGAUUGGACUAUUAAGCAUCGUAUUUUUUGCAUCAAUCGGUAUAUCGUUGGGCGUUCGUCGAGCUUAUAUUAAUGUUUUACUUAAAAUAUUCGAGUAUGGACGUCAAAAAAUCGAGCAAAAGCGAAAGCAAACAAAUCCACCACAAUUAAAUCGACUGGAAUCAGAAGAUGAACGAAAUACAAGUGGCGCACAAGAUGAUCAGUCAGAUGUAGUUGAUAGCACAAAAGAUCAAUCAUCCGAACCAAAUACAAAUGAACAGUGUGAUGGAGAAUUUAAGAGACCCUUUUUGCCAUCAGAGAAGCCAGUCAAACGAAAACAUAAGAAACACAAUUCAAAUGGUAACAUGGUGAUAAGUCGCGAUGAUGCGAUGAUUUUAGUGCCAGACGGUGUACAAAGCACCGAUGGAUUUACUUUUAUUCGAACACCCAAAGGCAGUGAUAAUGAAAAUAGUGACACAGAAACUGAUCAUCCCGUGGAUUUCCACCUAGCCACAUGUCUGGAUUACAUCAGAAAUGGCGUUGAGGCGAUAAUCGAAGAUGAGGUGACCUCUCGAUUUGAAGCUGAAGAGCUAAAGAAUUGGAAUUUAUUGACUCGAACCAAUCGAUAUCAUGAAUUCAUAUCGUGGCGCCUUAGUACCAUUUGGUUUAUUGGAUUUUUUAUACGUUAUUUCAUUUUAAUGCCAUUUCGAGUGAUCAUCUGCUUCGUUGGGGUAAAUGUGGCAAUAAUAGUGUUUAAAUUGAUUGGAACUAUACCGAAUCCAAGACUUCGAAUGUUCGUAAACGAUAAAAUGUUUAAAGUGGCAUUUCGUUUGAUGUGUCGACCGUUGUCAGCCGUUGUCACUUUCCACAAUCCGCAAUAUCGUCCGCGUAACAAAGGAUUCUGUGUGGCAAACCACACAUCACCGAUGGAUGUUGCAAUUUUAGGUGCCGAUUGCACCUUUUCCUUGAUUGGUCAACGGCAUGGUGGGUUCUUGGGCCUGUUGCAACGUGCAUUGGCACGUGCAUCACCGCACAUUUGGUUUGAACGUGCUGAAUCGAAAGACCGAAUGGCCGUUGCACAAAGAUUGCGUCAACACGUUUCGGAUCCGAACAACCCACCGAUUUUAAUAUUUCCGGAAGGUACAUGUAUCAACAAUACAUCAGUGAUGCAAUUUAAAAAGGGCAGUUUUGAAGUCGGUGGUGUAAUUUAUCCGGUUGCUAUCAAGUAUGAUCCACGAUUUGGCGAUCCAUUUUGGAAUAGUUCAAAAUAUUCAAUGAUGCAGUAUUUGUUUUUAAUGAUGACAUCGUGGGCAAUCGUAUGCGAUGUAUGGUAUUUACCGCCGAUGUAUCAACAGGAAAAUGAAUCGGCCAUUGUAUUUGCGAAUCGAGUAAAAAGUGUGAUUGCCGAACAGGGUGGCCUAGUCGAUCUCAGUUGGGACGGUAACCUCAAACGAAACAAACCCAAAAACGAAUGGAAGGAAAAGCAACAAGAAGAAUUUACGAAGCGACUGAAAGGCGAAUCAUAAAUGUUAGAGAGACCGAAAGAAAGAGAGAAAGUGUUUUGUUUUGCGAUUUUAUUUUUGUAUUAUUUUGUAAUACCGCCUUUUACCAAUUUCAUUCUGAGCUGACACAUGACGGUUCAACAACAACAACAAAAUUCAUACAUACACCAAAUACCUUAUCUUCUUUUAACAGAAAAAAAACGAAAACCGAAGAAUAAAACCCACAAUUCAAACGAUGUACUAUAUUUUUUAAGCAUGAAGAAAUUUUAGUUUGGGCUUUUCUGUUUUCCAAUUAUUCUUAAUAAUUAUUUUUCUAAUCUUUUUAUUA
Molecule: messenger RNA, 2770 nt
Organism: Contarinia nasturtii (swede midge)
Lineage: Eukaryota; Metazoa; Arthropoda; Insecta; Diptera; Cecidomyiidae
Gene: Gpat4
Product: glycerol-3-phosphate acyltransferase 3
Exons: 8
Coding region: 913-2466 (517 amino acids)
Biological process (GO): triglyceride biosynthetic process
Cellular component (GO): endoplasmic reticulum
Molecular function (GO): glycerol-3-phosphate O-acyltransferase activity
Source: RefSeq, a predicted model, not a curated record